Messenger RNA from Lycium barbarum (goji berry), 1944 nucleotides. RefSeq names its product putative F-box protein At5g50220. The record is from RefSeq and is a predicted model, not a curated record. The coding region runs from base 663 to 1859 and encodes 398 amino acids. Gene Ontology annotation, molecular function: protein binding. Lineage: Eukaryota; Viridiplantae; Streptophyta; Magnoliopsida; Solanales; Solanaceae. The transcript has 2 exons.
GGGGGGGGGGGGUUGAGUGUCCCACGUUGGCUAGGGAUAGGAGAUUUGGUCUCUUAAUCUGGCUUGGGCAAUCUUCCUCCCUUUGAGCUAGUUUUUUAGGUUGAGUUAGGCCCAAGAUUCAUUCUUUACAAAUCCUGUCAUACUUAAAAAAUUAGAUCUAACAAUUGUGCCCUAAGUCAUCUCCCUCCGUCUCGCUGUCUCUCUCUCUCUCUCUCUCUCUCUUUCAGAAAUUAGUAGAUAGGAAAGGUCAAGACGAGUAUAUGAUCCCAUAUCUUUUUUAGGCAAGUAUAAGGACAACCAGUUAAAUAGUUGGUUUUUCUGACUUAUCCUUCUUUAAUUUUUGGAGUAAUUCUGACAUCUUCUUGGUUAGCAAACUGUUGUGAAGCCAUUCUUCCGGCUUAAAGCCGCUAAUGGUCCUUGUAAUUUAUUCUUUAACGAUUUCCAUUUGCAGCUUUUCCUUGUAAAAAAACUAGUGACAACGUAUUUUUUUAUCUUUGGGGAGACCAAAAAGCCAACAAGGUUAGGUAAGGUGAGACUAGACAAGCAUUAAGUUCCAUAUAGAAAGUACAAGAAACUGAUGGAGUUCUCUAUGUAAAACUGUCUGAUUGCUGAAACUUUGUGCGAAUUCUUUAAGAGCUUUCUGAUUUCAGUGGAUUUACGUCAUGAGGGACAGGUGGCCAAGAGGUAAAAAGUGGCUUAAAUUGGCAUCUGUAGAAACAAUCCCGCUUGAACUGCUGAAACGAAGCACUACAUCAAGGGAAACAAAUGAAGAAAUGGAUGAUAUUUUAGAGACCAAGGGAAAUUGGCUUCCUAAUGACUUACUCUUUAAGGUUUUUCUUCUACUUCCAGCUGAAACUCUCUGUGGACUGCGUUGUGUAUGCAAGUCGCUUCUCAACAUGAUCAACAGUCCGACUUUUAUUGAAGAUCAUUUUCGUCAAUCUGAGACAGUUCUAAUUACUCAAAACUCCUUUCACGAGAAAAAAAAUGUACGGUCACCUUUUCCACUACCUUCAGAUAAGCCAAACGAAUGUUAUUUCCAUUUCUGGGACAUCCACAGCGGCGAAGGCCACAAAGCUUGUAUGCCAAAUAAUUUGAGGAACAUAAAUUCUGUUUUGGCUGCCUGCAAUGGUUUGGUCCUGGCCCAGAUUAGGAACAAUGAAGGUCUAGUUGUGAUAAAUCCAAGCACACGGAACCACAUCAGAGUGCCUCUUGGUACUAUUGGCUUCGUGAAGGAGUGCUACGGAUUCAUGUUUAGCCACUUCACUGGUGUUUAUAAAGUAGCACACUUGUUCCUCGAUGUAUCUAGAAACAUUCACUGUGAGAUCCUAAACCUUACGACAAGAUCGUGGCAUGCAGUAGAUGGACCUAAUCCAGAGGAAUUUGGAUCGAUCACUACUAAUAGAUGUGUUUCAGCAGUUGGUGCUUUAUAUUGGCUUCCAAAGAGCGAUGGCUGUAACCAUGUUAUCUCCUUGGGAUUUCAUGAUGAGAAGUUUCUAACCGUACCGCUUCCCAUCAGCAGCACCAAAAACGAUCGACUUGUUGAGAUUGGAGGCUCAUUGAGCUUCAUAACUCAUGCCACGUUGAAUUUGAUUCAGGUAUGGAUACUGAAGAGUGGAAAUUGGUUAAAGAGAUAUAGCAUCAAUAGGUUGUAUGACAUCACAGGGUUUGUUCCCCUUUGUGCUUCGACGAAGGAAAUGUUUUUCAGGAGAGAAGGAUGCCCUUUGUUACAUAUUUACAAUUUUGAAACUGAAGAAAUGCAGGGGGUCAAUUUUGAAAGCACCAAGAGAAAUGACGAUUUGCAAUUUUGCAUGCCUCAUGUAAAGUCCCUUGUUUCAUGGGAUAGUCAUCUACUUCAGUAGGAUGUGUAAAUAUUCAACCAUGACCCUUUGUGGUGUUAAAACUUUGGAAACUUAUUAUUGAAGGAUUUCAAUAUUGUAUUUCAAA